This is a messenger RNA of Triplophysa rosa, 1169 nucleotides long. RefSeq names its product small integral membrane protein 8 (gene smim8). Lineage: Eukaryota; Metazoa; Chordata; Actinopteri; Cypriniformes; Nemacheilidae. The record is from RefSeq and is a predicted model, not a curated record. Bases 117 to 425 code for a protein of 102 amino acids. The transcript is spliced from 2 exons.
UGCUGCGUUCUCUUUAUUAACCGUCGUCUGUCUGUUCAAAAUGUCGUCCUCCUGCAUAUGACAAUAACUCUCGUGUUUUUGAAGUGAACUGAAGGGAUUUGAUAACCGCAGUGAGGAUGUGUCGAGCAGCGGACGACAGCGGGACGGGAGGUGCGCAGAAGCCGGGCGUCAGUGAGCGGGAGGCGGGUUACAAGAGUCCGGGGCUCCGGGGAGUUAAAACCACCUCACUGUUCCGUGCUGUCAACCCGGAGCUCUUCAUCAGACCUAAUAAGCCGGUGAUGUUUUUCGGGCUGGUGACCAUCAGUCUGUGUGUUGGGUAUCUGGGCUAUCUUCACGCCAUCAGAGACAGAGACCAGCAGCUCUAUGAGGCCAUAGACAGUGAUGGACAGACUUACAUGAGGAAAAAAACCUCCAGAUGGGACUGAUGGAGACUAAACCACUACUGACACUCACCUCCACUCUCCUAGUAUAUCAAACUACGUUAUGCAAUGCUGCUUAUUCUCAUUAUUAGACUCAAAGAAUAAAUGAAUCCUGUCUGACUGUUUACAAUGACAUUUGUUGCUGAAAGUUUUUGUGCGCUGUAACAUUCAUGUUAUGUGUAACUAAAUCAACAAACACAGAAUGAAGAAGAAAUGUCAUGGUAUUUAUAUGGCCUUUCGUAUAUCAGAGUCUAAAUUGUCUUUAAUAUAUAUGUUGCUGUAUUUAUAGCCGCUUUCGGUGCAUUCUUGAGUCCUUAACAUCACAAAACAAGUGCAUUGCUCAGAACUGUUUGUACAAACAGCACCGCGCCAUGGAUUACCUGCAAAAGCCUGUCACUUGUUCAAAAUCUUAAGUAUAUCUUUCAGAAGUAAAUGUUUAUGGCAACAUCAGCACCAGAAUGAGAAGUCCUCAUGUCACUGAACAACAAGACAGAUGACAGUUAUAAGUGUCAGUAUUUCCCAAUGUAAUCUAUGAUAACCGUUUUGAUGACUGACUAAAAAUGAAUGCUAUGCAUUUGAUCGGUAUGACACAAAGUUAUGUGACAUUAACAGAAAUUCAGAAAAAUGUACAUGAUUCUCAGUCACAAUGUCAAGGCAUAUAGAAACAACAAGAUUAUUUUACAGCACAAAAAGGAAAAGAAAUUCACAAGAAAUGUCAGAACAGAAUGAUUUUUUUGGUUCAACCUUUUU